AUGCAGAAAUUUAUCAUUAAUUUUGCAAAUAUCCAUUGCGAUAAAUGUGAAGGAAUCAUAAGAAACGUUGUGAGUCGCUAUUACAAAAUUAGUGAUGAGACCGAUUUAAAUGCAAACAUAAAGCCAUCUGAGGUUAUUUUCAAACUCGAAAACAAUGAAGUUACGUUGUAUGGUAAUGAUUUAAUUGAUUUCCAUGGCGAUAUCAAGAGUAUCAUUAAAAGUUUGGGGAAAUCUGGGUUUGAUAUUUUGUCCUGGGAUUUACACAAUGGUGACGAAACCGUGAGUUCAUCACAAAUUGUCAAUACUAAUAUCCAAGGAGCCAAUGAACCUGACGGUUUUAUAGAUAUUGUUGGAAUGUACCACAAAUUUAUUAACUCAAGAAACAAAAAGAAGCAUAUGAAAUACUGUAAAGUGUGUCAAGAGUCAGAACAACACAAGAAGAAGUCGACGGAUUCAGAUUUUUCCUCGAGCAGUGAGGAUACAGUGGUUGAAAUACCACACCAAGAGUUUAGAGCUUCAUUUUUGGUUACGGGAAUGACAUGUGCGUCAUGUGCACAAUCCAUCACUGACAACUUAAGAUCGAUUUUAGGUGAAUCAAAAAAAGAAGAUGAACCCAAUUUUUCUGUCAAUGUGAUUCAGCAAUCAGUGGUUGUGAUUAUUCCUAACAAACAGAUUAUUAACAAAAUAGUUGAUGCGAUCAAUGACAUGGGGUUUGAUUGUAAAUUAAUUGAAGUUCUACCAGUGCAAAGAUCGGUUAAUACUAAAGUUACAGCAUUGAUUGGAGGAAUGACAUGUGCUGCUUGUGCAAAUUCGAUUGACAGUGCUGUCAAAGAAUUACCUUUUAUUUUGGAAAGUGGAAUUAAUGUGGUGACUAAAGCUGCUCAAUUUGUUUUAGAGGAUGACGGCGGUCUGAAUAUCGCCAAAUUAAAGGAGACAAUUGAAGAUUGCGGAUUUGAUUUUGAAUUGUUAAGCACCGAGAAAGUCAAUUAUACAUCGGGGAAACAAAAACCAAGAUCUAUCAAUUUAAAAGUAAAUGGAAUGUUUUGUAACCAUUGUCCAGAUAUUAUAACACAAUAUUUAACCAAUUACGGUGAUGCUGUUGUCAUUAAUGAUCCAAUAUCUCUUGACCACCCAGUGAUCAAGUUUACAUAUGUGCCACUGCAAACCUUAAAAACGAGGAAAAUCUUGUUUGAUUUGAACCACCUCAAAGAUGAUGGUAAUGGUGGGUAUACUAUAACUCCUGAUGAAAAAGGCGCUUUUGAAUGUGAAAUUAUUAAACCAGUGACAGUCGAUGAGCACGUUAGAAAGUUGGCUCACAGAGAAGUUUUAGGCUUAGCAAUAAGGUUGGCCAUAGCAACUUUGUUUGCAAUUCCCACAUUUAUAUUUGGUAUUGUUGCUAUGUCGUUGUUGCCUAAACAUCACCCUUUCCGAGUUUGGGUCGAAGAUCCAUUAUGGGUGGGAAAUGUUUCACGGAACUCAUGGAUCUUGUUUAUUUUAGCAACACCGGUUUAUUUUUUUGCAGCUGAUACUUUCCAUCGUAAGGCAAUUAAAGAGAUAAAAUCUUUAUGGUUUCAUAAAAAUUCUUUUAAAUCUAGAUUACUCAAGUUUGGGUCUAUGAAUUUAUUGAUGAGUUUGGGAACAACUGUGGCUUAUUUUGCUAGCAUUGUUUUAAUUGGGUUAAGUGCAACACAGAAACCCAUGACCCAUCAUGGAUUGCACACGACAUAUUUUGAUUCUGUUGUGUUUUUGUCAUUCUUUUUGUUAAUUGGUAAAUUAUUACAAAGUUAUUCUAAAAGCAAAACUGCGGACGCUAUUUCGGAGUUAUCAAAGUUGAAACAAACGGAAGCUACAUUAAUCGAGGAUGACAAAGAUACACGUGUUGAUAUUCAGUUGCUUGAAAUUGGUGAUCAGAUAAGAAUUGGUACAGGGGAGUCUCCACCGGUAGAUUGUGUCUUAGUGGAAGGAAGUACUGAGUUUGAUGAAAGUGCAUUGACCGGUGAAUCGACUCCAGUUAAACAUCAGGAGGGCCACCAGAUCUUUUCCGGUACCGUUAAUAUUGGUAAUAGUUCAGUUGUUGGAAAAGUCACUAGUCUCGAAGGAGAUUCUUUGUUAAAUCAAAUUGUGAAUACGGUAAGAGAUGGUCAAAUGCGCAAAGCACCUAUGGAGCGCACAGCUGAUUUGAUUACUGGUUAUUUUGUUCCAUUGAUUAUUGCUUGUGCCGUUAUUACAUGGGUUAUAUGGUUGGCUUUGGGCUAUUCAGGAGCCUUACCUCAAAGCUAUUUGGACAUUGAUGUUGGUGGAUGGACUGUGUGGUCACUUGAAUUUGCCAUUGCAGUGUUUGUUGUUGCAUGUCCUUGUGGAAUUGGUCUUGCUGCGCCAACAGCUCUUUUUGUUGGUUCUGGAUUGGCAGCAAAGAAUGGUAUUUUAGCUAAAGGUGGUGGGGUUGCAUUCCAGGAUGGAGCCAAUGUCAACAUCGUGUGUUUUGAUAAAACUGGAACAUUGACUAAAGGAGAAUUAACAAUUACUGAUUUCCAUUUCCCUGAUAAAAGCUCUAUUGCUAAAACGUUUGCUUUGCAAGCAGCUCGUGAUUUAGAGGUUCCAUCUCAUCAUCCAUUGGGCAAAGCAGUGAAAUCGUUUGUGACAUCGUACGAUGGAAAAUCAUUGACUGCAAAUAAGAUUCCUCAAGUUGAGACUGUUCCAGGAAAAGGAUUGAGAGGACAAAUAAUCUACGACGAGGGUGAUGAUAUAUGGAAUGAGUACAAGCCAACACAAGCAAUUCUUGGUAACGAAAAAUUAAUGGAAGAAAAUGAUAUUGAAUUCACAGAAAAGGAAAGACAAUGGUUAAAGAAAUGGAAGGGAGAAUGUAAAUCAGUUAUUUUAGUUGGUUUACAGUGCGAAUCAUAUUUUAAAGACUCCAAGUUUCAUUUGGCACUUAUAAUGGCUGCUAGAGACCAGCUUAGACCAGAAACUAAAAAAGUUAUUGAGUUUUUGAAACAUAAAGACAUCGAAUGUUGGAUGAUUACUGGUGAUAACAAGCUUACAGCGGAUGCUAUCGCUAAGGAGAUAGGAAUUGAGAAUGUUGUCAGUGAGGUGUUACCAGAUGAAAAAGAAGCACAAAUUAAAAAGAUUCGACAAUUGAACCUGGGUGGUAAAAAAGAACCAGUGAUUGCCAUGAUUGGUGAUGGAAUCAAUGAUGCUCCAGCUUUAGCCUCGGCGGAUGUUGGAAUUGCUUUAUCUUCAGGUGCAGAUUUGGCAGUAACUUCCAGUGAUUUUAUUUUACUUAACAAAAUCCAUCCUUUAGUGAGUCUUGCAACACUUUUAGAUAUUUGUUCCAAAGUUUUCCAAAGAGUUAAGUUGAAUUUUGGAUGGAGUUUAGUGUACAAUUUGAUAGCUCUUCCUAUUGCUGCUGGGGUGAUCUACCCUUAUAAAAAUUCCAGAUUGGAUCCUGUGUGGGCCAGUGCUGCUAUGGCUUUGUCUUCUGUCAGUGUGGUCUUAAGUAGUUUGGCUUUGAAAUUGUAUAAACCACUGCUCAAAGCUGAAGAUUUUGGUGUUGAUGAUAGUACCGAGAGUGAGCUUUCACCAAACGAAGUAUAA
Molecule: messenger RNA, 3594 nt
Organism: Candida albicans SC5314
Lineage: Eukaryota; Fungi; Ascomycota; Pichiomycetes; Serinales; Debaryomycetaceae
Gene: CRP1
Product: Crp1p
Exons: 1
Coding region: 1-3594 (1197 amino acids)
Biological process (GO): copper ion homeostasis; monoatomic cation transport
Cellular component (GO): membrane
Molecular function (GO): P-type divalent copper transporter activity; copper ion binding; ATP hydrolysis activity
Source: RefSeq, a predicted model, not a curated record